This is a messenger RNA of Achroia grisella, 1527 nucleotides long. RefSeq lists its product as uncharacterized. The transcript has 2 exons. Lineage: Eukaryota; Metazoa; Arthropoda; Insecta; Lepidoptera; Pyralidae. The record is from RefSeq and is a predicted model, not a curated record. Bases 1 to 1527 code for a protein of 508 amino acids.
AUGUUUACUUUUCAAACAAUAAUAGUGUCAUUGAUUAUAUUGAACUUUAUCAAUAUUAUAUCUACUGGAAUAUCACCAGUUCACGAUCUUAGAGAAAAAGUUAAUUCACAAUUAAUAGGUGAAAGAUUUUUAUUAAAUUCUCCUUAUAAGGUCUUAAAACAUUUAGAUAAUUCUAUACUAAAAGCAACUAAAAAUGUAACUCAAAAUCAAAGAAUGGAAGAAGAUCUUUAUCAAAUUUCUAAAGACCUCGUUUCAGCUAUUCUUUCAAAGUUAGAAAUCCAAGACAAGUUGACUAGAAUUACCAGAGAGGCAUUGGAGGCACCUGGUAAAAAUAAAGGUAUCACAGCGAUAGAAACAAGACGUAUUUUAGAUUACUUAUCUAGAACAUUAUCAAGUCAUAUGCUUAGUAUAACAAAACUAUCAACGGAACCUGAAUUACAUCGUUUAGUAUAUGGAUUGGCCCAAAUUGCUGCUGAAAUAUCAAUAGUGUCUGCAUUAAAAGACAUUACAUAUGCAACGGCCUUAUCUAAAAGACAAUCUGUAGAUUUAUCACUUCGUAAAAAAAGAGCAGUGGUAACAGAAGACAAGUUAAGUACACGCGCACCUAUAAAUUACAAUAAUCCUACAGUUUACAAUAUUCUGUUGAAUAGAACUGCAGUUAAUAAUAAUUAUAAACAAGUCAAUUUGACCUCCAUACUUAAUAACAUAAAUAAUUUAUCUCCGUAUUCUAUUAUUCCUAAAAACAAUCAAAAAGUAGUUCAAAUAUUAAAUAAUAAGCAUUCAGUACCAAUUGCAGUAAAAGGAUUUUUAAAUCAAACUGUUUUAGAUUUAGACAAUAGCGAAUUCAGUAUAAAUGAAACUGAAAGAAUAGUUUUAGAUAAAACAAUUAAUGGCACUCAUUUUGCAACUUCUGACAGCCACACUUUGGAUACUCAGGAGCUAAAUGCACCCGGUCUAAUGGAUGAUUGGCUUGAUCCUAAAGAUAAUACAUAUAGAGCAGCACAGAAUUCCGAUAUUGCUGCAGAAAUGGAGUUUGAUCAAGUUGAAGUAGAAAAUGAGUCAAUGAGUGAAAAGAAAGCUAAACAGAAAUUAGAAAAGUUAGAAGUUAGGGCUAAAAAGGCUAUUUUAUAUGCUGGUGAUGUUGCAUAUUUAACAGCAGCGAGUGUAGUUGCGAUGAGGCGAGCUCUAACUGCCUCAAUAGAAGUUCAAAUGUCUGUAAAAUUGGCUAAAACUGGAAUGACAAGUCAUCAGGAUUUAAUGAUGAAUUUGGCAAAAACUGCCGCACAACAAGCUGGGAAGGAAGCCAAAAGUGCAACUUCGAAGUCUCUUGCAUGUGAACGUGUCAUUAAAUUGGCAUUGAAGUAUACAGCGCAAUCGCAUGGCGCCAAACUGAAUCAUGUCGCAAACAGGAUAGUCAUGGAUACCUUAUCUCUGGCAACACUCGCAAAAUCUAUGGCGUUUGUGUCAUCAGACAUUGCAAUUAAUUCUCUUUAUCAAGCGACAGAUGUUAAGCCUCCGACGCAGUAA